AUGUCUUCAGGCGCAGGGAGAGAGGCCGUCUUCCCCACGCGGCAGGCGUUGGGUCAAAUGAAUGCGAAGUUGAAGGGAGCCCAGACCGGCCACAGCUUGCUGAAGAGGAAAAGCGAGGCUCUGACAAAGCGGUUUCGAGAAAUCCUGAAGAGAAUCGACGAAGCAAAACGGAAAAUGGGUCGAGUCAUGCAAAUCGCCGCGUUCUCCCUUGCCGAAGUGUCGUACGCGGUUGGCGGAGACAUUGGCUACCAAAUCCAAGAGUCCGUUAAGACAGCUCGUUUCAGGAUCAAGACCAAGCAAGAGAAUGUCUCAGGUGUCUUUCUACCUCAGUUCGAAGGAUACACAAAGGACGAGAUCAAUGAUUUUGGCUUGACGGGUUUGGGCAAGGGAGGUCAGCAGGUGCAGAGGUGUCGAGAGACCUAUACCCGCGCGGUCGAGACACUGGUUGAACUCGCCAGCUUACAGACGGCAUUCAUGAUUCUGGAUGAAGUCAUCAAGGUUGUGAACCGAAGAGUGAACGCCAUUGAACAUGUCAUCAUCCCGCGAACUGAAAACACCAUAAAAUACAUCAACUCCGAGCUUGACGAACUGGAUCGAGAAGAGUUCUACAGACUGAAGAAAGUGUCGGGAAAGAAACAACGCGACCAAGCAGCUGCGGAUGCUGAGCUUAGGCGACAGAAGGAGGCAGAGAAAGGCAAACCGGAACAAGAGAAUGAUGCGCAGCCGCAGGACGUGCUAGGCGAGCGUGAGGAUGAGGAUGUUAUCUUCUGA
This is a messenger RNA of Cladophialophora psammophila CBS 110553, 771 nucleotides long. RefSeq names its product V-type proton ATPase subunit D. Gene Ontology annotation, cellular component: fungal-type vacuole membrane; vacuolar proton-transporting V-type ATPase complex. The record is from RefSeq and is a predicted model, not a curated record. Gene Ontology annotation, molecular function: proton-transporting ATPase activity, rotational mechanism. Bases 1 to 771 code for a protein of 256 amino acids. NCBI's taxonomy places the organism in Eukaryota, Fungi, Ascomycota, Eurotiomycetes, Chaetothyriales, Herpotrichiellaceae. The transcript is spliced from 6 exons. Gene Ontology annotation, biological process: vacuolar acidification.